ACUCCAGCCGAAUUGUACAUUCCACAGACUACUGGAAUGGCUAAAGCCGUGUGGGCGGUGUCCCUGCUGCUGCUGGGCAUGUUGGGGGCGUCACAAGCGUCCCGCCUCAGCACCCGCUACGACGAGAACAGCGGAGAGAUCCUGAUAGUGUCCAACGAAGAUGGUCUUGAAAUACAACUGGCGUACAUCCCAGUAGACAGCACUAGUCGCUCUUCCACACCACGCCAUGUCAGAUAUUUUAAUGGAGAAGUUUUUGACUUUGGUAACAGCAAUAUCACCAUCCAGCGCCAAGACAGAGCUGGCCGUUGCCUCGGUGUCUAUCAGUGGGUGAACACACCCAAGACGGUUCUCAAAAGCUGCCAGAACCACCUCACCAGCCACAUUUACGGCGGUACCGAGUCAACCAAACAGGUUUUUCUGACUGAGCAGAGAACGUAUGACAACUACGCGUUCGUCACCAACCAGACGCACUAUGCAGGCAUCGCUACACGCUACUGGCUGUUCUCCGAUGGAAGAUUCGUACGCGUCCAUUCCAACGUUCCCCUUUUUAUUGACCAAAACACAGAUCAGUCACCGGAUGCAUUAUGUUUCACGGCCAAGAACCAGAGUCCCUACCCAGAAGACCGACCAGACAACCUUUUACAGUGGGAUAUCUGCUCAUUCGGAAACGCUAGGGAGGCCCACGAACACGCAGUCCAGAAGUACCUGGGGAAGCCGGCGGGAGUCCCAGACGAGCGCAUGGUCACCCACCCGGUCUGGGCCACACUGGCGCGCUACGACAUCGGCGUCAACGACUCUUUAGUGAGGGACCUGGCCAACGAGAUAAUCGCCAAUGGAUUUAAGAACAGCAACAUCGAAAUAGACGACAUUUGGGAGACCUGCUACGGCAGCCUCACGUUCGACCCAAACCUUUUCCGGGACAUACGGGCUCUCACAGAUGAAUUACACUCUCUGGGCUUCCGCGUGACGCUGUGGGUUCACCCAUUUUUGAACCGAGGCUGCGAGCCGUACUAUUCGGAAGCCGUGAAGAAAGGCUACCUUGUGUCCAACGUGAACGGCAGCACCAUCACGCGCUGGUACCAUGGAGUCACCGGUGUUGUCGACUUCACCAAUCCUGAGGCAGUGACUUGGUGGACCAGUCGACUGUGGGCGCUUCGCAACGAGUCAGGGAUCGACUCGUUUGAUUUUGGCUAUGGCGAGGUAAGUUUCUUGCCGACGCCGUCCACCGUAGAGCCCAUAGAGCGAAACCCAGUGGCCUUCAGCGACGCGUAUGCGAAGGUGAUCUCGCAGUUUGGGCCCAUGGUGCAGAUAGAGACCAGCGUGGACAACCAGCAGCUGCCCAACUACUUUGUGAUGGACAAAAUGAGGAGCGACUGGACCAACCAUCACGGCUUCAAGACGCUGAUACCCAAGCUGCUGCAGCUCAACUUGGUCGGCUACCCUUUCGUUAUCGGAGAGAUGGUGGGCGGCGGCAACAGCAAGACGUGGUCCGAGCUGUACGUGCGCUGGCUUCAGGCCAGUGUCUUCAUGCCGGUCGUAAAGUACUCCUUCACACCGUGGGACUUUGACAACGAGACGCUGGAGAUCUGCCGCAGCCUGACCGAUCUGCACGCGCAGUACGCGCCACGAAUCCUGGAGCUGAUGCAGAAGGCGGUGGAGGACGGCACGCCGGUCAACCUGCCCGUCUGGUGGCUCGACCCCACCGACUCCACUGCACAGACCAUCGACUCAGAGUACCUGCUGGGCGAAGAUGUCCUGGUGGCGCCGGUGCUGCACCGCAACACGGUGCGCCGUGACAUCUACCUGCCGAAGGGCACCUGGAGGGACGAGGCCGACCCGGAGCACCCCACCAUACAGGGCCCCACCUGGCUCCGCAAAUACCCUGCUCCUCUCAACACUCUGCCCUACUUCACCAGGAUCAGCUCCUCAUAGGCUUCUCUGGCUGCAUUCGAAACGUCGUUCCGUUGUGGUACAUUUGUAAAUGACUAAUAAGUACAAGAGUGUAAUACUAAAACACUUCAACUGAGUUUUAUUGGCUGCAAUUAAAUAAACGCAUUAUGAAAAA
Messenger RNA from Schistocerca americana (American grasshopper), 2065 nucleotides. RefSeq names its product myogenesis-regulating glycosidase-like. Gene Ontology annotation, biological process: carbohydrate metabolic process. Bases 37 to 1932 code for a protein of 631 amino acids. The record is from RefSeq and is a predicted model, not a curated record. Gene Ontology annotation, molecular function: hydrolase activity, hydrolyzing O-glycosyl compounds. Lineage: Eukaryota; Metazoa; Arthropoda; Insecta; Orthoptera; Acrididae. The transcript has 6 exons.